AGCUUAACCAAUCUCUCACCUAUCUCAUUCUAACAAAAAAAAAGAGGUUCGUGGAGUCCGAGCUUCUUCUCUCUCUCUUUCUGAAGAGUUACAGAUCUUGAGAUCCUCUCCGGGAAGGGGUUUUAAUUUUCGACGAGCAUGGACGGGCGCGAAUCGUACGGCACGUCGUGGGCGGACCAGUGGGACAACAGCCCGGACCCGGCUCCUCUGGCAGAGAGCAACAAGAAGAAGAGCCUCACGAGCGGCAUCGCGACGGCCAAGUACAAGGAGAAGAUGGGGGAAGGGCUCGUCAAGACCAAGACCGCCGCGUCGCACGGCGUCAAGAAGGUCAAGGAAGGAACCACCGUCGGCAUCCAGUGGAUCAAGGACAAGUACCACAAGACCACCCACAAGAACUAAACUAACAUGGCUUCAGCUCUUUUCGGUUCUUUUCGGUUCUUUUCGAUUCUUUCCUUCAUCUGUAUAAAAUAUAGGAACAUAUGCGCGCUUGCAUGUGACUGUUGUAUGAUAUGGGCUUGACGAUCCUUCCCCUCUUCGGAUUUCUAGUGGAUUAUAUAGUUC
This is a messenger RNA of Rhodamnia argentea, 561 nucleotides long. RefSeq lists its product as uncharacterized. NCBI's taxonomy places the organism in Eukaryota, Viridiplantae, Streptophyta, Magnoliopsida, Myrtales, Myrtaceae. The record is from RefSeq and is a predicted model, not a curated record. The coding region runs from base 139 to 399 and encodes 86 amino acids. The transcript has a single exon.